CAAAACUUGAAGAAAAGAAAGAGAGAAAGAAAAGAAAAAAAAACACGGUCAUUUUCACUACAAUUUCCAUCCUUGCAUACUUAUUCACACAAUCAUUUGCAUAAUUGAAGAAGAAAAAGGAGGAGGAGGAGGAGGAAUGAUAUGGAACACGAAAGAAAGAACAGUGUGGAGGAAUAGUCAGGCAAGCCUCGAAGGAAUACUAGCUUGUGAUGUUUUUGUUGGGUACUGUGAAAUUUUCCCUCGAACCUAUCACGGAGAUUUUGAUUGAGGUGGUCAUUGGAUCACUUGUGAUUCUUGUGACUUUGUUAAUAUUGUCUAAGAAGAAGUGUGCUAUUCAUAACCCGUGUUCAUCAACAACAGGUAUGGAGGUGAAUCGCAUAACUCAUCGUAAAAGUAAUGAUGGGAUCGGAUUGGUGUUCUUUGGGAAGGGUGAGAAGGAAUUUGAGAUGGAUCAGUUGUUUGCUUCUCAAGCUGAGGUUUUGGGGAAAGGUACUUUCGGGUGUACCUACAAGGCUAAUUUGGAGGGCAAAGAUGCCCUUGUAAUCAAGAGACUGAAAACCCGUCAGCGUGCUUUUGGGAAAGAGAAGAUUGAAGAUUUAGGAGGAAUGGUUCAUGAAAAUUUGCUUCCUCUCAAAGCAUAUUAUCAUGGUGAAGAUGAGACACUUUUGAUUUCUGAUUAUAUGCCCAUGGGAAGCUUGUCCCGUUUUUUGCAAGGAAGGACAAGCAUUUCGCUCAAUUGGCACGUUAGGCGUAAAAUAGCUUAUGGAGUUGCACGUGGUAUCGAAUAUCUGCACUCCCAAGGCCCCAAUGUGUCCCACGGAAACUUGAGAUCGUCUAAUAUUCUCCUAACCAAUUCCUUCGAUGCACGUGUCUCCGAGUUUGGCAUAGCCCAACUUCUCCCAGCUGAAUCCAAACUCAACUGCAUUGCUGGCUAUCGAGCGCCUGAGUUGACAAAUGCAAACAAUACUGUUUCUCAAAAAGCCGAUGUCUACAGUUUUGGUGUGGUGCUUUUGGAACUGUUAACCGGUAAGCCACCAAAGCAUGGUGUUUCAGAAGACUUGCCUAAGUGGGUGAUUUCGAUGUUUCAAGAGAAGCCCAUCAUUGAUGUGUUUGAUCAGAAGCUACUAACAAACCAGGACGUGGAAAUUGAGGAGCAAAUGUUUCUGAUUUUGCAACUUGCAAUUUGCUGUACUUUUCAGUACCCGAAAAACCGACCCUCCAUAGCUGUUGUGGCUAACCGAAUUAGGGAUAUCUGUUAUUCUGGAUCAUCAUAAAUGUAUUCUUACAUUUCAGAUCCAAAAUUGGAGAGUGGAAUCACAUAACAAAUUUCAUUAGCAUGCUGAGCUAAAAAGUCCAAGAUUUAUAGUCUUCAUGAUAUAUUUGUCACCCUUCAUUUCCAAGAAUGUUACAUUGUUGAUGUUUUAGUGUUUGGCAAACCAAACCAUCUCUAUUUCCAGACAAAGACAAAAAUAAAUGGCACUGAAAUCAUUCACAUUCA
This is a messenger RNA of Camellia sinensis, 1498 nucleotides long. The record is from RefSeq and is a predicted model, not a curated record. NCBI's taxonomy places the organism in Eukaryota, Viridiplantae, Streptophyta, Magnoliopsida, Ericales, Theaceae.